Molecule: messenger RNA, 1073 nt
Organism: Hypoxylon trugodes
Lineage: Eukaryota; Fungi; Ascomycota; Sordariomycetes; Xylariales; Hypoxylaceae
Exons: 1
Coding region: 282-830 (182 amino acids)
Source: RefSeq, a predicted model, not a curated record
UUGGCAUUUUCUUUUCAUUUCUUCUGCGUUUGAGUCAAGGCUGACUACCCAUUUCUAUCGUUUGCAUCUUUGUCACCCUUCUCCGCCAAACUACACGAUACCUUCUUUCUAUUUAUUCAUCCCUUAUUGAGCAGGCCUCGACAGCAUACUGCAUUGCUCUCUUUUGGCGUAUCAUAUUCCCAUUUUUUGAAACCCCGAAGACUGGCUAUCUCUUCGGGAUAUACAAGAAACUACCCACGGGAAUAGAAUACAUAACAUUACCACAUAAUUCACUCGUGACGAUGCUGGCAAUCGUCAUCCUAAUCGCCCUGCUGAAUUUCGCAGAGGCAGCCUACUUAAAAACACCACGGACCGCCAGCCCUCCGAGUCCAAGUCUAUCUUUAUCUUCAACUACAACAUUAGUAGCGAUACCAACUGCUACAAUCGCAUCUAGUGGAAUAUCUCCAAGACCGUUUCUUAAGUCAAAUUCUACUGUGCCCCAGGUAGCAGGCACAGGCGUUACCAAGGCCGAAACGCGGAGUACUGCUUUACCGUUGGAUGCGCCUACAUCUGUGAUACAUGGGAGUGCGAACAACCCCGAGAUCACACCAUCACCUGAGCUUAAUCCUCCGGGAGGAAACUUCCAUGAGAUUGGAGAUUCUCCUAUCAAAUAUGUUCAGACGACGUAUUGGAGCUGUGUAGAGUUCCCGUUAGAAACACACUGUGGUUGGCACGAGCCGAUAUUAGAUGCUGGUGCUGGUGGGGUUCGGUGUGAUAGUGGCGGUAGGGCGGCUUUGCGCGCAGGUGUCGUGGCUGGAGUCGUUGCUGGUGGAUUGGCGCUUGGGUUGUGAUACCUGAGUUCGGCGGGCUUCGCGCGCUGGUACGUUUUGGUUCGGAGAUACCUUGGACGCGUGAUAUGACUUAUGAAUUCGCUUGCUGUUGGGAUAUGAGAUACCUUGGGAUAUAAAAGGCGUUUUGGAGUUAGCAGAUAGGGCUAUGUGUGAGCAAGGAAUAUCGUUAGCAUAUACUUAUUUCUGCAUAGCACUGCGAGACAGUCAGUUCAGUCAGUACAAACAACAAGAUAUCCAAUAAUA